AUAAAUUAUUUUAUAAAAUUCAAAAUGUAUUUUAAGCGUAACACAUUGAGAAUUCUGUUGUUUGUGGGCUUUGUUUGCUGUAGUUUUGUGACCGAAACCGAAGCACAUUGCUCACUGGAUGAUAUGAGGAGAUAUGCCAUGGAAGCGUGUGAACAUCUGUUUUUAUUAGACGAAGGAGCUAGAGAUAAACGUUCACUUAAAAUAAACGAUCAUAUGAAUCUCAUUGAUGAUGAAUUGGAAUAUCCUAAAUACUAUUACGAUAAAAGGCACUAUAUCAGUCGCAGUAUAUAUCCAAAAGGUGGUUACCUUAAAGUCGGUCGUGAACAUUUCCACAAACUCAGCUUAGCCAAUGUAGUUCCCAAAUACAAGCCAAAAAAAAUUCACGAUCGGAAUCAUCGCUUCAAGCGUGAACAUUCGCACAGCUACAACAACAUUCCAUAUUGUUGUUACAACAGAUGCGAAGAGGAUUUCUUCUGCUAACCCUUAGUUCUAUUUAGUUUUCCAAUUAAAAUCAAAAAAUUUUCAAUUAAUUUAUUUAAAUUUAAUUAGUAUUUCAACAAAAC
Messenger RNA from Teleopsis dalmanni, 563 nucleotides. RefSeq lists its product as uncharacterized. The transcript has 3 exons. The coding region runs from base 25 to 480 and encodes 151 amino acids. The record is from RefSeq and is a predicted model, not a curated record. NCBI's taxonomy places the organism in Eukaryota, Metazoa, Arthropoda, Insecta, Diptera, Diopsidae.